Molecule: messenger RNA, 1041 nt
Organism: Aspergillus ibericus CBS 121593
Lineage: Eukaryota; Fungi; Ascomycota; Eurotiomycetes; Eurotiales; Aspergillaceae
Exons: 2
Coding region: 1-1041 (346 amino acids)
Source: RefSeq, a predicted model, not a curated record
AUGGCCCCCUCCCGUAUCGACACCCCCGAGCCCAUCCCUUCCCCUGCCCCGGAAAAACUCCAGUCCAUACAGAACCAGAAUCUUCACUAUGGCGACUUUCGCGACGACUUCUUCCGGGACGGUUACGCCGUCAUCAAAGGCGUGCUCAGCAAAGAGCGCGCCAGCGAAUACCAGGACUCGGCCCUAACCUGGCUCGAAUCAUUCAACCUCGGCUUCGACCGUAACGACAAAUCCACCUGGAAGAAAGAAAACCUCCCGCAGAGCUGGAAGGGCGGCAUGUACCUACACUUCUCUGCCGCGCACGAGAAAUACGUCUGGGACGUGCGAUGUGAGCCAAAUGUCAUCGCCCCGUUCGCCAAACUCUGGCAAACCGACGAGCUAGUCGUCUCCUUCGACACCAUCAACAUCACCCUCCCUCAAUCCAUCGUCGGCGCCUACGACUCCAAACCCUGGCCCCACUGCGACCAAGCCCCCGAACGCAAGGGUCUAGUCUGCGUCCAAGGGAUCGUGAAUCUCUCCAACGCGGGCCCCGAUGACGGUGGUCUAAUCGUGAUGAAGGGCUCUGCGCCACUCUUUGACCAAUUCUUCGAAGAGAAUCCUGUUACGGGUCCCACACCCUGGCGUACCGCCAAACACAAGGAUUUCCAUCCCUUCCACGAUAAGGAUCUGGACUGGUACCGGGAGCGCGGGUGCGAAUUGAUCAAGGUGUGCGCUGAACCCGGGGAUCUGAUUCUCUGGGACUCGAGACAGAUGCACUGGGCGCAGUUUGGAGAGUCGGAUGUUGUGCGUACGAUUGUUUAUGUGACGUAUACGCCGGCGGAGUGGAUGGGGGAGGAGGAUCGGGAGAAGAAAAGGGAGUUGUUUGAGAAGUUUGAGACGACGACGCAUUGGCCGCAUACGAAUCUGUUUACGCAUGGGAAGGCGAUGGUGAAGAAUGAGGAUGGGGAGGAGGUGGUGGAUCCGUUGGAGAGAGAUGAGCCUCUUACCAAGCCGGUUAGGAGUGAGCGGUUGUUGCAGUUGGCGGGGGUGGUGCCUUAUUGA